Messenger RNA from Trichobilharzia szidati, 1044 nucleotides. The record is from the annotation of a GenBank genome assembly. Lineage: Eukaryota; Metazoa; Platyhelminthes; Trematoda; Strigeidida; Schistosomatidae.
UGAUCUUAGAUGAAUUUACUGAUACACAAAUAAUAAUAAUGAUUAAGAUGGUGAUAUCUGUAUGUUGAUGAUAUCAUAGUUUCUUUUUUGGAAUGAGGCGCGCUUUUCAUUUCACUCAAAAUUUAAACAAAUGACCUUUUGUUCACUGUCGUAUUUUACAAUCUAUCCUAUUACCAGUGAAAGUCACUAAUUUUUUUAAAUUCAAGGAAGUUUUAUGGAUUAGUAGAAAAGCGAUUCCUCGGAUACAAAAGACUCAGGUGAAUUUCAGAAAGUACAAUCUCACAUAUAGUCUUCCCGCCUCAAUUUGUUGUCAAGGUGAUGUUGGAAAGAUAUUGAAAUAUUGAACUGUAAAUAAACUCAUCAAGUUAUCAGACUAUUUCUCGGCUAAUAUCGAUCACUACUAUAUCAUAAUAAAGGCCAAAUUUAUUGCUCUUUUAUUCCAUGGAAGAGAUAAAACCUACUGUGAAUGUUCUUUCCCCUGAUAAAUUGGAUGUUGAACAGUCAAAGAUUGUUACGAGAACAACAAAUCCACCGUCUGCUGGAAUCACUACAUUUUCUUUGACAAAUGAAACACAUCAAGAAUUAUCACCACCAAUUCUAAUGGUGACAAGUCCAACUGAAAAUAAAAGCUAUAAUAUGGAUUUAUCAUGUUCACCGAUCACAUAUAAUCCUCACAGUAAUAAUAAUAAAAAUAAUAAUAAUUUGAGGGCAAGUUGUAGUAGUAGUCGGGGUGGUGGUAAAAUGUAUCAAUUAACUGUAAAUACUGAAGAUUCAAGAGGUUUCAGUUCUUUAUCAAAUAAAUUGAGACGUUAUAGUGAUCAAGGUGGAAGUAGACCGUUGACAAAUGAUCCGGAUUAUUCUAGUCAAUAUAAACGUCAAAGUUUAUUCAAUAUUAACUCCGAGUCGAAUGUUCGUGAUUAUUAUAAUAAGAGUAGUCUUUAUCCUCCGACAAGAACAAAAAAUACUUCAUCUUCGAAUGUUGAUCUGUUAGCUGAAGCUAUAUUACAAAUGAGUAGUACAUUAAAAAAUGGCUUAAAGUGUUAA